Messenger RNA from Pectinophora gossypiella (pink bollworm), 8250 nucleotides. RefSeq lists its product as uncharacterized. The transcript has 17 exons. Gene Ontology annotation, molecular function: protein binding. NCBI's taxonomy places the organism in Eukaryota, Metazoa, Arthropoda, Insecta, Lepidoptera, Gelechiidae. The record is from RefSeq and is a predicted model, not a curated record. Gene Ontology annotation, cellular component: cytoplasmic vesicle. Bases 303 to 5351 code for a protein of 1682 amino acids.
ACUCAAACGUCUCGUGUCUAUGAACUGAUAACCUAUUGAUAACUAUAACUUUUCUGAGAGUUCAUGACAUAAACAUUGACAGUGAUUUCUGAGCUAUCAACAAGUGCAGUGUCUUUAAAGGUUAUGUGUAUCUUACUCCAAAAUAGUGAACUUAAAGUGUCGUUCUUGAAGAAUAGACAAAGAGUAAAGAAGCAAGUGUAUAGACUAAAGAAUAAGCGGAGAAAGAAAAAAUAUAUCUACAAGAUUACGAGAUAGGGAGUUUGAUAUAGAUAAGGAUAAAGUUAUUCUUUUUGACGGUAAAGAUGAUAGCGCUGGUGUGGUGUAUAGUUUCUAAGAUAUUGGAGAUCGCAAAAACUGCGCACUGCAAAGAUGAAAUUGAAAGUGAAAAGGUUAUAGUCAAACAUGUUAGAAGGCCGAAGAAAAGAAAUCGAAAACGAAGGAGGCCAAAAGGGCCACCGCCGCGGCUGGGGCUGAAGGCUCCAAGCCCCGCAGUAGACGAGGACUGCAACAGCAACACCAGCCUCGCCGGCAGCCAGCACUCCGCGCACGAUGACCUCGACGCGCACUGCGACAACUCCGGGUACCUCUGGUUCCUCGACUACAACCCGAUCUUCCGAGACGGCUCCUGCCACCACCAGUCAGUCCUGUCUUCGGUGUCGGCCUCGUACAAGGGUAUAAGCGAACUGGCGUCCCGCUUCGAGUUCACGUCCCGCUACAACGACCUGGCGCGGGACCUGGACGCCAACCUUGCCGAGGCCGACAUGGAGAGCUUCAAGACCGAGGACAUCCACGCACUGCUCAUGACUGCCAAUAUGCCGCACGACACUAUCAUUGAUGACAGAACGCACGAUAGUAAUCCCCGGGGAGAGAUGUUCGCGAGCAUUUCGAGUUCGCUCAUGGAAAAGUUUCGCUUCGACAGCUCAUUCAGUGCCGACAGUAGCUUUCAGGGAGAAGAAUCCGUCGGUUCCAUCAAUACGAUGUCGAUAUGCAAGUCGGAGUUGCUGUUCUCACCGGUGAAGGAGGGCAUCCACGGAGUACACUUCAGUGUGGACAGCUUGGACUGCGAGCUGCCCACUGAGCAAGAGCUCAUCCUCACCUGUCAGGCCAAUAAGGACAACUACACCAUCGCCUUCGAAGGCAGCCUCACCACCUACUCCGAGGACAGCGAGUGUGUCGAAUUGGCCGUCAAUCACAAACAUGACAAAUUAGGAAAGGAAGAAGAAAACGUAACUUUAGAUAACGAUGAAAGAACGCGCAGGAAUUUAGAAUUAUUAGAAAGAUGUAAGAAACUAACUAAUAAGUUAACAACCUCUAUGGCUAGAAGUGAUUUAGGAUUAACUACUUGGAGUAAGCUUAAGAAACAAACCAAUCAUUCACCGUUAAGGAGACAUCCAUCAGGCAACAACAAUGAAGACUCAAAUGACUCGACUGAUGCCACAAACGACAUGAACAACUCAGUUAUCAAAAGCCAAAGUUUGCCAAAUUUAUACAGAAAGAAACUCAUGAGCAGUUCUAUCAAUUCUGCUGCAUUGAGCAACUCAACGGUCGACUCUUUCACCGUUAACCAGAGGUUACAUGGCACACCGACGUGUAUGAAGGUGUACGAUGUAUCACAGCAUCGUUCGCAUGGAAGCCAACAUUCAGAGCCUAUGAGUACAUCAUCCACUGAGAACCAUACCUCUUCGGACAAGAGUCAACCGAAGCAACCUUUCAAUUUAGUCAAACUGUUCAUGAAACAAAAAAGUAUGAGCAAUGAUGGUAUUGUAAGUAUGGAUCAAUUAGAUCGAUCAGAAUGCUGGCCUUCAAGCUCAGGAGGUGAAAGCGGCGAGUCCAUUGGUGAACAAAAGAUGACCGAUUCAAAAACUGAGCGUCCUCAAGCUGAGUUACCUAAUAAAGUGUUAGAAGAAGUCACAACUGUAGUUUACGAAGAAAUUCCUACUAAUCCUUAUAAUAGAGUAUACGAUGAAGUGUUAGUCGAAGAAGAGGAGACUGUCGAUGGAGCAAAACUAAUUGAUAGUGAAACUCCAUUAUACGCUACUGUAAACAAACCACAUCUCAAAAAACACAAUUUAAAUGUUACAAAUAGUCCUUCUAAAGUCAGAAGCAAUAAGAAGUCAUACUCAUCUCAAUCUUCUGCAACAAGUGUGAGCAUUUCUAGCUGCUCUGAAUCUGAUGGCACACAAAUUACCCGAAUGAACAGGUUGCGGCAAAAAGAACCUUGCGAAAAUAAAACAACCUCCACCCAUAUAGAAGCAGUAACUAUAGAUAAAAGCAUGCAAACUUCUAUCAUGCAAGUAUCAUCUAGAACUGCAGAAAGGGAAAUAUUCAAAGUUGUAGAACCUUCAUUCUUGGAAAAGCUAAAGGAAGGAGACUGUCAGAAACCAGUAUUUGUGUUAUAUCCCAGCUACACACUACCAGACAUCAGUUUCUUGAAUGGCAGGCCAAACAUUUACUUGAAUCCGGUAAAAGUAAACAUUUCCUCUAAAGCAAGUGAAAGCAAAAGAAACAGAUUGCAAGUUAAAGGUAAACGACCUUUCUCUUGCAAUGACCUUGAAAUGCUAAAGAAGAAAGGACUCGGUCAUAUUAAAGACUGGGAUUCACUCAAUUUCUUAUUGCCUAUGGAAUGCAAACAGUUGUUGUCUGAAAUGCCUGAACUUAUGCAACACAUGAAAGACAAAGAAGCGAAGUGCAUUGAAAAAUACUGUACACCUUCAAAGUCUAAAAACAGGCCAAUGAGUUGUGAUUGUAAUAACUUAGGCAAUAACACCGCUGUAUCUUCAAGUUCAAGCACGGCCACCCAGCCAUCGUCUGGGUAUAGAGGAUCUUCUACUAUGUUGACAGACUCGUCUGCGCAGAACAGCCCUGCCCCCGCAGGAAACUUCAACCCACUAUUUGUUUAUCGCUACGACAGCGCCACUAGCUCCGAAGCUAGUUGUGUAAACAAUGAUGGUCACAGAAGUAACCCCACUGUUCCCAGGAGAUCUCUAUCAUUAGCUGAUCAAACCCGACUAGCCAAGCAAGGUGAACAAGUGCCACCUCGGCCACCAUUACCAAAGAGCAUUUUAAGAAAAUCUAUGGACAAGACACGAAAAUCAAGCUCAAAACGUUACAGCAUGUUUGAGAUGGACGACUUAUUACAAGAUCCCAUCAUUUGCAUUACAGCAGCAACCGAGCACAAAACAAAGAGAAGGUCGCUUCAAGAACCUUACUAUUUGCAGAAUCAGAACGUAGACUAUAGGAAAAACAAUGAUUUGGCCGCCAAAAGGUUGUCUCAGCAGUUCCUUGACGCAGCAGAAAAAGAUGCAGAUUACAACGAAUAUUACCAAGAUGAAGGUGUCGGCACUGAGAGUAGUUUAGAGUCAGGGAAGUCCAACGAACUCAAGUACCACAGGCCUCACACGCCACCAUUACCCAAGCCAAGAACAAAGAAAAUAGAAUACACGGAAUUCCCACCACCAGGUGCACUAAUAAGCAGCGCAGAUUUACAACAACUGGAAGAGUUUCUGAAACUGAGCGGUUUCAACUGUCAGAAUAUGGACGAUUGGGACCAAAAUCAAGUACAAAAGGUAAGGAGUCAAGUCACCAAAUUUCUUCAAAUGAAACGAUCUCAAGAAGAGAACCAAAGGUCUACGGAAUCUAGUGGCAGCAGUUGUAAUAGUAAAAAGUCUGUGAGCUUUGCGCAGAAGUCUGAAGGUAACGUGGAGGGGCAGCAGACUUUGCUGAAGCCGGUGGAGGAUCUGAAGGCGGCCAGUCUGACCACGCCACCAAACUCACCUAACAUCUCUGCCGUUAUAGCUCAAAGACACUAUCAGGCAAAGAAUUUGGCAGAGAUACCAAUAUGCGAAGAAGCUGAAGUAAGUCCCGAUGAGUUCGGAAGUCCCAUCCACCACGACGGAAGAGGAAAAUAUGACUUGAUCGACGUUUCACAAAAGAGAGCCCUAGUCUCCAAUGUGACUGACGCAGUUGAGAUGAUGAUCCAACACUUCUCAUCCGCUACUGAUCAGACAGAACUCGCCUUCCUAGGAGACUCCAAACAAUCUCCAGCCUGUGCUAAGAUAGCCCUCAAUGCACUUUGCCCUGCAUUAUACGCCAUAUUCAGAGACGGUCUCAAGGAAAACAUCGAAACUUCCUUCGGAGCUGUUAACAACUCGGUUUGGCAAAUGGUUGAAUCAACGGCCAGACAAGGGCCUAUUACGAAAUCUCUUAAUGAACUUGUAUUGAGGAUUAAUAGUGAGGACGCUGUUACUGAAGGACUGGUUAAGUUCAACGCAUUCAUCCUUGGGCUACUGAAUGCGCAGUCAGUUGACGCAUGGGUCUCAUACGUAAGGACAAGAGAAUCAGUGUUGGCCAAGCACUAUGGGCCUGAUUCUAUUGUCCUGGCUGGAUGUGUCGGCGAACCGCGCUGCAGAGCCCUACUGGAUACCUUGCUAGCCAGUCUCGAGCCCCUCAAGCUACUGCCCUUCUCCCUGGACCUGAUGUUCGAGAUGCGAGAACUUCAUAGGAGCUUCAAAAAGAUCGAGAGUGACAUGCGAGCGGCUAGUCGGCUGGAUACAAGCGGCGAAGAGCCGUGGAGGCCUGGUUCCGCGGGCAGUUGUGCCAGCAAUAAUACGGGAAAGGACAGCAACGCUUCAGGAGGCAAGUUCCGGCGCCUGCAACUCAAGUGGGAGCUGCUUAGCAACGCUGAGAGCCCUACUGGCACGCCUUCUGGAGAGACAUCGCCGGCUACAGCGAGAGGGUCGAAGAUCCCGCGGCCGGUGUCAUCGCCCGUGCGACCUCAAGCACCAACAUUGCAAUCCCCGGCAAAGAACACGCAUCGCGGCAUCCCAGUACCAGUUCGUAAGGGUCAAUCCCCUACCACGAGUACACCACGACCUACCACAGCGCGCAACGCCGCUACUAAGAGGCCGCCUCAACCUGCUAAUAGACAACCUGAGAUGACUACGAAGAAAGCCGUGGUGGCGAAACCAGUCGUUACUCCAAGAACAAAUGACGUUUCUAAACCAGCCAUUGCUAAGAAAGCACCGACUUCUCGCGUGGACCAAGCACAUGGCCCCGCUGGUGCGGCCCCACGGCCCUCUUCGCUGCCAUACGGUCGCUCCGUGCCCCCCGCCGCGCCUCGCAGAGCUGCUUCCUCAUCAGCUGCUAGAGCACACCACUCUUCCAAUCAGCAGAAACACAAAUACGUGCGAACGCUGUGGCAUCGACUACCGUCGGAUUCUGGUCAUCUCGCCUUCAACGAGGGUGAACGUCUCCGUCUGAUCCUUGAGGUAGACGACCAGUACUUGCUCUGUUGCCGCGGCGAACAGAAGGGCUUGGUUCCACGCGACGCUGUGCUAUUAGAAGACUUCUGAUAUUGGCAGCCAUAACACGAAUGGCAGCCCCACUGGCGGCCCUUGCGGAUGAACAGCAACUUUGGAAGGCAUUAGGCGUGGUAUGGCGAGCUUCCUCUUAUAGGAACUCGGCUCUAAUUAUUAUAAGGAUUGUGGCGUUGUGUCAGUAAAGAGAAUGGUUGUAUAGUGUGCAAUAUAUUGAUGAUAGUAUCGCGAUACUACUUACAGUUGGAAUAUGUGUGAAUCUCCUAAGGCUGGUUUGUUAGCGAAAAAGUGAAUAUGAUUCGGAACUCUGCUGUUCAUGGACGCUGUAAAUACUUGAUAACUCUAUUAGUGCGUUCAUCAUCUACAAAACAUUUUCUUCUAUCGUAUUAUCGUGUAUAAAGUUAUUUAAUUCCUAUGUUACGUAUCGAAUACUUGUAUCCAUUAUUUCUUACUCCCAUAAGGAAUCUGUAACAUCACUAAAAUCGAAUUCUCACAUUUAAAAUUCUGUAGUAAAAUCUAGUCUUACGUUAAGGCACGACAAUGUCUUGGACUGUACAUAAAUUAUUUUAGGAACACGAUUUGUGGGAAUAUUUACUGAGAAUGCCGGGCAAUAUAACAUUGCCACUUAGAUACAUAGUUGAAGCGUUACCAGUAAAUGUUGCCUUCAAUGGGAUGUGAUAUAGAUAUUUAUUUACCUUUUAUUAUAAGGACAAAAUCUCGUAUUCGUAAGAGCAAACUCCUUCGGAAAAUUCGAAAUUCGUUACCGCUGAGAGAAAGACACGUAAAAUAAACUCGAUGUUUAGAUAAACUCAUUGUAAUUGAUGUCUAAAUUUAUCCAAUGUAAGCGUUAUGUGUAUGAUAAUGCAUUUAUAUUCAUUGGUAUUAUAGUGUGUAUUUAAGUAUGUAUAAAAUAUCAUAGUGAAUGUAUCCAAAUCUCAUUUAGCAAGGGAUGUCUCGGGGUGCUAAUGGGUAGUGUCAUUAAGUAAUUCUUAAAAUCUUUUAGAGUCACAUUUCCAUAGAUUCGUAGCUAACAUGUUCUAGUAAUUAACCGCAUGCGGCCUCUCCCGAGCACCUUCCAGGCAGGGUCUAUGGUAUUCACAGAAAUACGUGGUGUAGGAAGCGUAACACUUGUGGGUACUAACCGCACGGCCUAUCCUUGAACACCCUUCCUCCAGCUGUCCUACACUAAAACAAGCAAACAGGACAAUAAUAGUUAAUAUUUCAAGUACAUUCAGGUGUUGGUGUAACUCAACGGUCUGACUAAUGGCAUGCGCCUCCCCACUUCUCACAUCCUUAAUCCAGCACUAUCGAUGUACAAUUAAGACAACAUGUCCAGUAUACCUUGCUUCGCCACCACUAAAUCGUCUCCAGUCACCUCCAGAGACAUCAUCACCCAUAACAUCAUUACCAACUAUGUAAUUGAUAUACUUAACUUAUAUUGAUUGCUUUUCGCUAAGGUCACGGAUAUUGUGAUAUAAUAGUCAUAUCACGGCUUAAGGCUAAGUAGUGGAGAGAUAAUAUUUUUGGUAUGUAUUUGUAUUGCUCAAGUGGGUGCAGAUGACGGUAUGAUAUUCGUGAUAAAUACUCUAAUGUAACCUUUAUACUCGAGCAUUGAUUGCAGUAUUUGUUUAUCUAUAACUAUUGUAAAGUAAUUUGUAUAUAUGAAAAAUAAUUUUAGUAGAAAAAUUAGAGGUCAAAAUUUGUAACAAACCUUUUGAAUGCACGAUACAGUUCCUCUCGUAGUCGGUCGUGCUAUCCAGUCACAACAUUGGUGGAUUAGUGUAUUUGUGUAGAACAAAAUUAUACAUUUAACUGUGUCUUUCUCGAGGCGGCGCCGCGUGAUACCCGUAGUCUUGCCAACUUCGUUCGAAUCAAAGAAACAAGAGGCUCGUCGACACGAAUAUUUCAUUGAGGACGUAAGUUGACACAAAUUAGUACUGUAUAAUAGACAUAAUUUACACAAUAAUUAGGUAUAAUAUUGGAUAUAUAGGUAAAUAUUGUUAGGCGGUCGUAAUCUGAGUACCUAGGGAACCUCAUUUAGGAUCUUGUUUGGGAAAUCAUAAAAUUUGCGUUUGUAAAAUAGACAUUCAUUAUUGAGUAGAAUUAUUCGCGCUUUGUGACUGAAUGAUGUGAUGUGGCCUUUUGUAUGUAAUUAAAGUUAUAAUAGUGUUAUUGUGUCGUGUGUGUGCGCUUGUUGCAUCAGUCGGAGUAUCGUGUCUCGUCUACUUAAAGUUUGAUAGCAUCGGCAUUAUGCUUCCACAAAUUAUUCAUAUAAUUAUAGUAGUCUGAACUCCUAACGGCCGUUGAAGUAUUAAUCGAUCAUGCCUUAUAAACCAAAUAAAUCGAUAAUAGGAAGCGUUUCGCUUGAGGACGCUUACACGUAAUCGCUUGCAGUUAGCGCAUAACCUUUAACCCUAGAGGAGUUUGUUAGUCGUAAGUUUUUAUCAACAGUUUGUAUUGUCGAAUGAUGUUGAACAGUUUUUAUAUAAUGACGUCACUCCUGCGCGUUCGUUAAGUAUUGUUGGGUAGAUGUGGUGAGUCAAGUUGUCCUUAACGGUACAAACGGUUAAGUUAUUUUACUAUUGUCAAGUGUAAGAUUUUAUUUAUAAUUUACGAUCGGGAUCAAUGAGUUGAAUUUUGAGUUGAAAACUUUAUUUUCUUAAGAAAAAAAUAUUAAAUAAAAAACAAAAAGAGGCUUUCGUUACAUAACGAAACGUCAACGAACGACUGAGAAAUAAUUCCGAAUAUAAUCAUUAAGUUUACCUCGAAAUCAUGUAAUUAAUUAACAUUGUUUCGAUAAGACAUUCAUCAUUCAUAAUAUGUAUUUUAUAAAUUUUUAUUUGCGUUAAGUGCCAUAAUUUAAUGAAUUAACAAUUGAUAAAUAUUAUAUUGUAAUGCAUAACCAUGUACACCAAUUAAACAAAAUAUAAAAUCA